AAUAAAGAAGCUAACCAGGUGACAUAAAAACCUUGCAAGUCUACUUGACUAAAAUGUCCGAAUUCGUUGACAACAAAGUCUUUCAGGAGGCAGUGAAGGAUGUCAGUCAGCAGAAUUACACCAAGAUACAAACCCUGAAAGAGAAACAGCUGGUAAUAAAAUCAGUGCAGGAAACUCUGGCAGAUGUUAAGAAGAAAUGUCAGCAUGCAAAGCAGGAGGUAAAGUCUAAAUCAAGAGAAAUCCAGCUGCUGGAAGGCCAGAUGGACCAUUUGGAGAGGCAACAGAAGGUCCUACAUGAUCGCUGUGCUUCCAUUAACAAGGGAAACAUAGAGCUGCAGAUGUAUAUACAAGAGGAGGUGGAGGAUGACCAAUUAACACUUGGAAAAUUCAGCAUGUACAGGGAAAAGAUGAAAGGUCACAGAAACGUCGUCUUGCAGGCUGCGUGCCAGACGGAGACCCACAGAGAACUCGAGGAGAAAAAAAUGCUGGUCUGGAAACUGAAGCAGGAGAAAGAGCAGUUAAGGGAGGAUUUGGAAAACCCAAACGGGAAUGUGCUGCAGACUGCUAAGGGGGAAACUGAUUCCCUGAAGAGGGAGAUCUCUGAAAGAAGUUUGGCUGUUGCUGCAAUGACUCACCAACUGAAGAAAGAGCUUGAGACUAAUGUCAAGUUAAAGAAAGACAUAGAGAUCCAAAACAGGCGCCAUGAAGCCAUUGUGAAGCGUCUCCGCUGUCAACUCAGUAGAACUCAGGCUGUUCACAGGCAAACACUGGAUGAGAUCCUCCAACUGCAGCAGCAGCUAGCUGAGCUCAAGGGCCAGCAGCAUUCCUCUGAGGAUUGGUGAUGGCUUAAAUGUUGAAUUAUGCUUGUCCAGUCUGUUAUUUUUAUGUUAAAGAAUAAGUUGACUUACUGUUUACAUAUAGGUUUGGUUUUAUCUCAGUUGAUGAACAGCAGGGGGCAGCACCCUCCAGUUAAUACCUAGCUUGCUCUUUUUUUUUUAAUCUUUUUGACUGACAUGUUUUUUAGGAUAUAUUAAUGACUUCAAUAAAAUUUAGCUAAAUACAACCCGAAAUGUUAAAUUAUUUCAUUAGCUUUGUCAACAUGGUUCAACAAAGAACUUAUUAGGUAAACAUUUUUUCAUUUUCAAUGUGGAUUAGUUGAGAUGUGCAGAGUGCUGGAUUAACUGAUCUCAGUUUAAGUGAUGACAGAAAAUCUGUUCAUACUGAACGGAGUUUGAUGCACAGCAGAAGGCAUGUGUCUACCGUGACUGACGAGACAUUGAAGAGGUUUGUUUUGGAACACGAUGUUUCAGCUUCUGCCUUACUGGGUGGCUUGAUGAGUGCGAAGUGACAGCUCUACUGUCCCUCCAACCCAAUAAGAACAAAGAGACUGUUGAAACCAAUUACUGUGCUUGUUCAUUGUUAAUUCAACUACUUCUUGACAUUUUCAAGGAAUGAGUUCACAGUGUUUUGGAUUCAAUAGGCUAGUCUGGAAAAAAGUUAAGUAAAUAUUGAAUCAAACAUGAACAGAAACCUUAAAAAAUAUAUUUGAAACACAUUUUCUGGUCUGGAAUCCUUCUUGUUGGACAUAGUAAUAAGUUUGGACUUACAUCAACCCAGCAACAUGUCUUUCAAU
Molecule: messenger RNA, 1633 nt
Organism: Cyprinodon tularosa
Lineage: Eukaryota; Metazoa; Chordata; Actinopteri; Cyprinodontiformes; Cyprinodontidae
Product: coiled-coil domain-containing protein 122-like
Exons: 6
Coding region: 54-842 (262 amino acids)
Source: RefSeq, a predicted model, not a curated record